ACGUUGGUUUUAUUUACCACAGCCGACGAUUAGUAGCACCUUUAUCUCAAUUUUAUGUAUUCCGUUUAGAUAUAAAUCAGCGUUAACCCAUUUCUUCUCCGAAACAUGAGUCGGGGACACCUAUGUUGAGUCACUUUAGUCCCCAGACACGAGAGAGCUGAUCAAAUAGUGCGAAGACUUUUAUAAUAGCUGCGAAGAAGGAACAAAACCGUGACAGCUGAUAGAAAUUGCAGUCUCUCUUGUUCUUUACUUUUGAUUUGUGCCUUUUUAGAACCCACCUAGCAAUGUUCCCAGAACAUGCCGAAUAGGGAAUAGACACAUUAUUCAGCAUAGUUCUUUAUCCUCCUGCCUAUUGCGCGUAUACCAGAUCCCUAACUUUAAAAUCGCCGAGACGUUUCCUGCACGGCGCUUAGUAAAGCAGCUGUCAAUUUACGAUCAAAUUUUCAGCACUUCUGACUUACAGGAUCAGCCUGAAGGUCUGACUAAAACCGAGAGCCCCUUUUAACAGUACCUCUUAGGUAUGUAACUUCUUAAAAUUUCUUCCGUUCAAGCCUAAUUUGGCGGGCUGAUGAGAGUGCAGCCACCUUCCCUUUAAAUAAAUAUAAACCUAGAUGCACGGCGGUAGAGGUCCGGUAUGAAAAUUGUAUUAGAUUACAUUAAUAAUUCAUGUUCUCUGUUUUUUUUCCUUUGGGUACCACAUUUUUCUCCUACUCUUGGGCCUAUUUUUGGAUAACAGGCUGCUUUCCCUUCAUAGUUUUUAAAUCUUUGAACUUUUUUCUCCCAAGGAAGUUAAAUUGCAGAGUGUUUUGGCCAAUAAAAGCUAAGUAUUAAAAAAAUAAUGUUUAAAGAACUGCUUAGUGAUCCAGAUACAACUUUUAGAAAGAUAUUUAUGGGUUUGAUCCUGAAUGAGUGAACACUUAAAGCAUUGUCAUAUUAAGUGUUGAUAAUUACACAAACAUUUUUGGUAUGAAUCUAUAAGUAGAUCAGUGUAAGCAGAUGCUUUCCCAGUGACUUGCUGGUCAACCUGGAAUCAUUUUGGUAAAUGAAAUUUGCUUCUACUGAUGAAUUCAAGAAACUCCAGACUCCAUAGACCACUUUAGUUUCCUACUGAGGAUAAAUAAAGAAGAAAACGGAGAAGGAACAAAGCAUUGAUUAUAAAUGUCUUAAUAAUGAACAAAUGCGGAAGGAAAAAAUAUAUUAAGACAAAUCUAAGACAAAUGACCAUGGAAACAAUUGAAUCUCAGCAGGAUGGAAGUGUAACAGAUUCUGUGGCAGAGAGCGAAUCUGCUCAUAUGCAGACCCAGACUGGUCAAAAUUCAGUCCCUACUUUAGCUCAGGUAGCAACAAUUGCAGAGACAGAUGAGUCUGCAGAAUCAGAAGGUGUAAUUGAUUCUCAUAAACGUAGAGAAAUCCUUUCACGAAGACCCUCUUAUCGAAAAAUACUGAAUGAACUUUCCUCUGACGUGCCUGGUGUUCCCAAGAUUGAAGAAGAAAAAUCAGAGGAAGAAGGAACGCCACCUAACAUCGCUACCAUGGCAGUACCGACUAGCAUAUAUCAGACUAGCACGGGGCAAUACAUUGCUAUAGCCCAAGGUGGAACAAUCCAGAUUUCUAACCCAGGAUCUGAUGGUGUUCAGGGACUGCAGGCAUUAACAAUGACAAAUUCAGGAGCUCCUCCGCCAGGUGCUACAAUUGUACAGUAUGCAGCACAGUCAGCUGACGGCACACAGCAGUUCUUUGUCCCAGGCAGCCAGGUUGUUGUUCAAGAUGAGGAAACUGAACUUGCCCCAAGUCACAUGGCUGCCGCCACUGGUGACAUGCCGACUUACCAGAUCCGAGCUCCUACUACUGCUUUGCCUCAGGGAGUAGUGAUGGCUGCCUCGCCAGGAAGCUUGCACAGUCCCCAGCAACUGGCCGAAGAAGCAACACGCAAACGAGAGCUGAGGCUAAUGAAAAACAGGGAAGCUGCUAAAGAAUGUCGACGUCGAAAGAAAGAAUAUGUAAAAUGUCUGGAGAGUCGAGUUGCAGUGCUGGAAGUUCAGAACAAGAAGCUCAUAGAGGAACUUGAAACUUUGAAAGACAUUUGCUCUCCUAAAACAGAUUAGUAGAAAUAUUUAACUAUGAACUGAUUACCACAUGUACAGUUGCUUUUGAAGGCAAUACAAUAUAUAGCCAGCAAGAAUUAUGGCUUUUUUCCUUUGUAUCAUUCAUCGUAUUCUCUAAGCUCUGACAUUCCUAAAAUGCUUCACUGUACGUAGUUAACUCUUAGCUGUAACUUCAAUUUUUUAAAAAAGAGACAAGCUGUAAAAAAAAAAAUGUAUGUAACAAAUUCUUAAAAUGCAAUAUUUGUAAGACUUGCUCCAUUGCCACAUAUUUGCAGUUCCCAACCUCUGUGUCAUGAAUAGUGUCCUAUGCAAUACAAUUUUUUGCAGGUCUUUAAAAAUCAUUUUAGGAAAGGAUGAUCAGAGAUAAUGCAUCCAGCAGUACAAUAAAAGCAAACCACAAAAAAAUACCUCAGGAAAGAAUUGAAAGAAAGAAUCGAAAGAAUCUAAUGACAUGCCUAUAUGAAAAUAAGAACCUAUAAAUGAAUUUAUGGCAUUUGCAGAUUUUUAUGUUAGUUGCUUUGUAAAGAAAAUAUUGUAUUGCUGUCCUUGAAUGCCAUAGUUGAAGAGAGUUUUUAAUAGAACCAUGUUGGUUACACUUUGUAGUGUUUGGUGCUCAUUUAACUAUCUGAACAUUUACUACAGUUUUUACUCUAUUGUGUAAUAUAAAAGAUCUUGCAGAAGUUCUUAGUGUCGGUUUGCAUGAAUGAACCUAAUGAAAGUUAUGACAAAUUUUUAAUAUCAGGAAUGUGUUAAAAGUAAAAGUUAAAAUUGUAUUUGCAUCCCUUCAGGGGUACGUGAGCCAAUUUCUACACCAGUUUAUGCUCUCUGCAAAUACUCUUUCCUCCAUCUCGUCAGAAGGAUGGCCCCAGAGCUGUUACGCAGAAGAGCAGCUACGAGAGAUUCAGGUCAUGUGAUGAUGGACAAGGCCUUUCUGCAGAUGGGCCCCUGUUUUGAGUUUUAGUUUACAGCCCUAGGAGUUUUAAAGUAAAAACAAAAACAACCCAAGAUUUUAUUUUCCAUUUCAAAAUAGCUUGAAGUCUACAUCAGAUCAAAGAUUUUUAUGUCAGCACAUUCAGAUGAAGUCCAUUACAUCGAGACAGCAGUGUUCUUACUGGUAUUUACAUUUCAUUCUGUUUUUAUAAUAAAAAGCUUUAAGAUAUAAGCCGAAGCCCUGAUCGUAAGAUGCUCUGUCAUCUCUCAUUCACUCCUGAGACAUUUGUUGAAUGCCUGCCAUGUGCUAGACUCUGUGAUAUCUUCUCUUAUACCUUCUGAUUUGUUAAGGAUGCCCCCCCCAACCCCUACUUUCAGUAGUGAAACCUGGUCAGUGUGUUAGAGAGGUACAAAAACAGGAGGUCAUUGACUGGUAUGGUGUCUAACUGCUGUUCCUCCCAUGUCAUAAUUCUUUCCCUUAUAACUCCCAGAAGGUAGGCCAUGCCAUUUUUGGCUUUCUUUAGAAAGACUCACCUUCCUUCAGAGUCUGAGCUCUGAAUUUCUUUUAUCUCAAUUUUUGUCUUUUCUUCUACAGAGAAGUAAGAUGAGGAAAGAAGAUAAGGAAGAAAAGAGGAAAGGAAAAUCCCAUGUUUCAGGUGAAGGAAAAUGGUGCUUUAUACUCAGUCACUGUAAAUCAAAUGCGUGCUCAGUGUGGUAGAGUUGAGAGGGAGACACAAGGAUCAGCAGACAAGAUGUAAAAAAGUUAGAGACAGUAAAUGCCAUAUGUUAGAAUUAGAGACAGAUGUAGGCAGGGAUUAAAUAAGAAACUGUUCCUGGAGGAGGCAGAUUUUGAACUGGGCCUUGAGGUAAGCGAUAGUGGUGGGGAGGAGGGUAUUCUGCAUGGGGAAUACAGAGCAUGCGCUCUUCUCCAAGGAGCUUGACUUCAGGAGAUGAAUUUAGGAGAACGUUAGUACUCACAGGAGAGUUUAGUUUGUAAGAGAGAGAGGGAGUGUGCAUGCGUUCGUGUGUGCUCUGCUCUAUAAAGUAGGUUAUGUUAUUUCAGAGGAAGGGGAUUACAUCUGAUUACUUGGGGUCACAGAAAGCAGAUGUCUCCCCACUCUCCAGUUGUUUAAACAAUAAGGAAAUUUCGUUCCCUCACAAAACAAGAAGCCCAGAGGUAGGGCAUCCCAGGGUUGCUUAAUUUAGUGACUUCACAAUGGCAUCGCGACCAGAUUCUUGCUACGCAUUUUGCUCUGGAGUAUUAGUGAAGAUUCUCCCCUGGGACAGAGGGUUUCAGACUUCUGUGAACUUUUGGCAUCAACGUGCGAUCAAACGGGUUCUGGUAGAAUGGUGUGUAGGCAGCCGACGUCGUCCGCUGUGAGGGUGAUGCGAGAGCGCCUCCGCUGUCCCGGAAGUGGCUCCGCUGUCCCGGAAGUGGGGAGGCGCUUGUAAGAGGCGGUGCUUGAGCCGUGGCAACUUAAUUCUUGCACCUCCAAUUUGUCCCUGAAACAAAAACUUUUGUUACUAAAAGCAGCACGGUUUUCUAGCUCUCCAUUCAGCCUUAAGCAGUACUGCCCACAACCUCUCGCUACCCAGCCAGCAGCGAGCUGGAAGCUGUACGAACGUUGUCCAUCUUGCAGAACAGUGUUGCCCAGAAUCCAGAGCUGUCACGGCAUUCGCGUUGUUUCUUUUCUCCUAAAGUCUUCAGAAUCUGGACUUACAGAUGUAGAAAUUACCAACCCUGAAUCAUGGGAUUAUACCACCUUGUCAGAUUUAACUAGGGAGUUCAUAAUGUUAAAUCAUUUGAAAUGGGAAAAUAAAGAAAAUGAACUUC
Molecule: messenger RNA, 4869 nt
Organism: Callorhinus ursinus (northern fur seal)
Lineage: Eukaryota; Metazoa; Chordata; Mammalia; Carnivora; Otariidae
Source: RefSeq, a predicted model, not a curated record